AUGGAGUGCCUCUCAAAUUUUACUUACACUCGAUGUGGCUGCGUACAUUUCGGUAUGCCCUAUGGACCCAAUAUGGAGGUGUGCAAUGCGGGUAGUAGAGAAUGCGUUAAAAAAGCUCAGAUGGAACUGGUGACUAUCGCAAUUCAAUCCCGACUGAACAGUAUGAACCCGGUAAAAAACAAUGACUCGGAGUCUUUAGGGGAAGCCUUCAAAGUGUCUGCUCGAUGCCAGUGCCUUCCAGCUUGUACAUCUAUAGAGUAUGAGGCAGAAACAUCUCAGGCUGACUACGACUGGCAAGCCAUAUACAGAGUUUAUAAAUUAAAUAUUACCGAAGAUUUAGAAGAUUUAUUGUUCUCUCGAGUGAUGGUUUUCUUUAAAGAAGCCCAGUUCAUAACAUCCCGUCGCUCAGAGUUAUAUGGACAAACGGACUUCCUCGCCAACUGCGGUGGAUUACUUGGACUGUUUAUGGGCUUCUCCAUCCUCAGCGUCAUUGAAAUAAUAUAUUUCUUAACUCUAAGGCUAUGGUGUGUUCUCUGGCGUCGACAGAAGCGAAUUGAAUUGAAAAGAGCAUCGAUCGCCGAGGGUAGUCUCUACAAAGGAAAGCUGGUAGAUUAA
This is a messenger RNA of Arctia plantaginis, 615 nucleotides long. NCBI's taxonomy places the organism in Eukaryota, Metazoa, Arthropoda, Insecta, Lepidoptera, Erebidae. The record is from the annotation of a GenBank genome assembly.